Messenger RNA from Penicillium paradoxum, 1899 nucleotides. Its product is annotated as putative ABC transporter. Gene Ontology annotation, cellular component: membrane. The record is from RefSeq and is a predicted model, not a curated record. Gene Ontology annotation, molecular function: ATP binding; ATP hydrolysis activity; ABC-type transporter activity. NCBI's taxonomy places the organism in Eukaryota, Fungi, Ascomycota, Eurotiomycetes, Eurotiales, Aspergillaceae. The transcript is spliced from 8 exons. The coding region runs from base 1 to 1899 and encodes 632 amino acids.
AUGGACAUGCCUUCAUCUUUGGACGAAUCCAGUACCGCAGACCUGGAACGCAAUGGCGGCGAAAACUUUUUGAUGAACGAGACGGUUCGGAACUUCUCCUGGCAUGGUUUAACGGUCACUGUCAAGGAUCGUGAAACCAAGAAGGCACGCGAUUUGAUCAAUGAUAUCAGCGGUGAUGUGCAACGCGGGGAGCUCGUUGCUCUGAUGGGCCCUUCGGGUUGUGGCAAGACAACACUCCUCAAUGUGCUUGCUCGACGUGCCGCGUCAGCUGGAGCGAAGGUUCUCGGAGACAACUAUGUGAAUGAUUCGCAGAUUGACUCGCGGGCCUUUCGGCAGGUGACCACGUAUGUGGAACAAGAGGAUGUGUUGAUCGGUUCCCUGACUGUGCAGGAGACGUUGAAGUUUGCUGCCGAUCUCUCAUUGCCUAGCUCUGUAUCGAAACGCGAGCGCAAAGAUCGAAUCCGGACAUUAUUGGAAGCAUUUGGAAUUCAGAACCAAGCAAACACCCUCGUUGGCACCCCGAUCCGGAAGGGCAUCAGUGGUGGUCAGAAGCGGCGUGUGAGUGUGGCUAGUCAGCUCAUCACUAACCCAAGGAUUUUGUUUUUGGAUGAGCCAACAAGCGGUCUGGACUCAACUGCCAGUUUUGAGGUGAUUUCAUAUGCAAAGGAGCUCGCACAGGCCAAUAAUCUCAUCAUCAUUGCAAGUAUCCACCAGCCAUCGACCACGACAUUUCAGCUCUUCGAUAAGCUGUUACUACUUUCAGCAGGCAAAACAUGCUAUUUCGGGCCAAUCCCGGCCGUGGAGGGCUAUUUCAAUGGCAUUGGCUAUCCAAUCCCCGCAAACACCAAUCCUGCCGAGUUUCUGUUGGAUAUAGUCAGUUCUGAUUUUGGAAACUCGAAGGAUCCGGCGGAAGUGCGAGUCAAGGCCAUUCAAAAUGCCUGGGCAGAGUCGAACGAGGCCCACGCCAUAACAAGACAAUUGUCUGAGCGAGUCAGCGCGGCAGAGAAACUCGCCAACAAUGACCUUGCGGGGGAUACGACUCGAGCGGGUGUGAUUUCGAUCACAGCUGCUCUGCUGCAUCGCUCAUUUAUCAAGUCUUACCGCGAUGUCAUUGCUUACGGAAUUAGGGUCGCAAUGUAUCUUGGUUUGGCUAUCAUGAUGGGCACAGUGUGGCUGCGCCUACAUCCUUCGCAAGAUUACAUCCAGCCAUUCAUCAACGCCAUUUUCUUCGGCUCGGCGUUCAUGUCGUUCAUGGCCGUAGCAUAUGUCCCCGCGUUCCUUGAAGACCGGGCCACAUUCACCAAAGAGCGAGCAAAUGGACUCUAUGGUGCCACGCCAUUCAUAGUCUCGAACUUUCUCAUCGGGCUUCCCUUCUUGUUUUUGAUCUCCUUGCUCUUCUCCAUCGUCUCAUACUGGCUUUCCAAUUUCCAACCCACAGCAGAAGCCUUUUUCACUUGGGUGAUGUGGUUGUUCCUCGACCUCGUGGCCGCCGAAUCCUUGGUCGUCUUGGUGACAUCUUUGUUCCCAAACUUUGUAAUCGCCUUGGCGCUUGUCGCAUUUGCAAAUGGGCUCUGGAUGAGCGUCGGAGGGUUUCUGGUCACGCCAACUAUUCUCAAUCCGUUCUGGAAAUAUGUGUUCCACUACAUCGAUUACCAGGCAUAUGUUUUCCAGGGUAUGAUGGUCAAUGAGUUCGCUAAUCGGAACUACUCUUGUGGUGCCGAUUGUCGGUGCCUGUAUGACACUGACUUGGCAGACCAAUGUCUCAUUCGAGGCACUGGGGUGUUGGAACUGUACGGGUAUGGUAGUGGUCGGACAGGGAAGUGGGUUGGGAUUCUUCUCGGAAUCAUCGCAGUUUAUCGACUCUUUGGAUGGAUUGUCCUCCAUCUGCGCAAGACUUAA